Molecule: messenger RNA, 1256 nt
Organism: Cynara cardunculus var. scolymus (artichoke)
Lineage: Eukaryota; Viridiplantae; Streptophyta; Magnoliopsida; Asterales; Asteraceae
Product: WAT1-related protein At3g28050-like
Exons: 7
Coding region: 177-1238 (353 amino acids)
Cellular component (GO): plasma membrane
Molecular function (GO): transmembrane transporter activity
Source: RefSeq, a predicted model, not a curated record
GCUACUUAAGAAGUCAUUAAAUUAGAUUUCACUACACUCUAAUUGAUUUCAAUGUGAUACUAAGUUACUGUUGACUGCUACAAUUUGACUAAAAUAUAAGAAGCUCGGACUCUCGGUGGUUCUUAUACCGAUUUGGAUCUCCAAGAUCUUGCAGUUGACCUGGUUCCCUGAGAGAGAUGAAGAUGAAGAUGAGGAGUGCAUUGCCAUUUGUGGCAAUGGUGGUUGGUCAGAUUGCGCAGGUGGGUUUAACGUUAGCUGGCAAGAAAGCCAUAGCAACCGGGAUGCACAACUUUUCCUACGUGUUCUAUUCCAAUGCUUUAGCAUCCCUUAUUCUUCUUCCUGCUUCUUUUCUCAUUCAUAGAUCAGCAAAUCGCCCGGCACUAACUCUCUCGGUCGCCGGUGGUUUUCUAGUGCUCGGCAUCCUAGGUUUCUUGGUACAGGUAGUUGGUUAUGCAGGACUUACAUAUGCUCCUGCUACAGUUGCCACAGCAAUUCUCAACCUCAUACCAGGCUUUACUUUUGUGCUUGCCAUCAUCUUUGGGAUAGAAAGGUUCGACUAUGGAGGGUGGGCCUUGUGGGCCAAAAUCAUUGGAACAUUAGUUUCAGUUGUAGGGGCCAUCAUCGUGACUGUCUACACAGGGCCUGCAAUUAUAACGUCUAGUUUAAGUUCAAUCACCCCACAACAUCUCCUAGGGCAAUCAUCAGAUUGGAUCCUUGGCGGGGUGCUGAUGCUAAUCGACAGUGUCUUAGCUGCUUUCUUCAUUAUUGCACAGGCAUUAAUCCUCAAGAAAUACUCAGCAGUGCUGAUUUUGAUGUUGGCUUACUGCUCCAUUAUUACCUUCCUAUCUCUUUUAGCUUCAUUGAGUUUGGAACACGACCUGAGUGCGUUUAGUUUACAGUCUAAAACGAGGUUACUUGCCAUUCUGUAUGCAGGGUUCUUUGGAGCUGGUUUUCAAAUAACAAUUGGAGCUUGGUGUGUGAAGAUGAAAGGGCCACUUUUUGUUGCUAUGUUUCAUCCAUUAGGGAUUGUCAUUGCAGCUAUUAUGGGGGUCAUAUUUCUAGGGGAUAGUCUCUACCUUGGAUGUUUACUCGGAUCAUUAGUCAUUGUAAUUGGAUUCUAUGGUGUAAUAUUGGGUAAGGCUAAAGAAGAUAAAAUUGUCGAAGCCAACAUGGUUGGGAGCUUAAAGUCCCCUCUCCUGCAAGAUGGCAAUGAAGAGCCCAAUGUUCUGCUACCAUAAAGAUAUCAAGGUGCAAAU